Molecule: messenger RNA, 1038 nt
Organism: Linum tenue
Lineage: Eukaryota; Viridiplantae; Streptophyta; Magnoliopsida; Malpighiales; Linaceae
Source: the annotation of a GenBank genome assembly
AUUGAAUCUCAAUUUCCACCAUUUCUCUCUAUCUCCCUUCCCUCUCCUCUUAAUACCUCCGCCUUUCAGCGUUAAAGGCGUCCAUUUCAUUCUCCCCUCCUGUCCUCUCGCUCGCUUGCUUCCCCCCCACGAACCCUAGCUCGCCGGUCAGAAUUCGCGAUGAAGGGAGGUAAAUCCAAGUCCGAUGCCAAGAACACCAAGUUGUCGGUGGCUAAAAAGCCUGCUAAGCCGACGAAGAAAGCCGCUAAAGCAGCCAAAGACCCCAACAAGCCCAAGAGGCCACCGAGUGCCUUCUUCGUCUUCAUGGAGGAGUUCAGGGAGACGUACAAGAAGGAACACCCCAAAAACAAAUCAGUUGCAGCUGUAGGUAAAGCUGCAGGAGACAAGUGGAAGUCUUUGACCGAUGCUGAGAAGCAACCCUUCAUCUCCCGAGCUGAGAAGAGGAAGGCUGAGUAUGAGAAGAAGAUGAAGGCCUACAAUAAGGAACAGGCCGAGGGACCCAAGGAAGAAGAGGAGUCCGAGAAGUCGAUGUCCGAGAUUAAUGACGAUGAGGAUGACGAAGAGGGAAGUGGAGAGGAAGAGGAUGACGAGGAGUAAAUGAAUGGGAGAAGAAUAGAGAGCCCUGAAGUCACGUAGCCUGAUCACAACGUACCCUUGGAAAACAUGUCUAAUGGCUGGAUGGAUAAUUUCAUCUGUCAAUUAAUUUUUCCCAGUUACUACCCACCUUCUGUCUCCUAAGAGGAUGUAAUCUUUUCUCCCCCACUUUGUUUCAUCCUCCUCUGUAAGGAGUGUAUGGUCUGGUUGCGCGCGAUAGUUUGUUGUAGAAGUGGGGAGAUCGAGUCUAUCUGUAAUCUGAAUCAAGGUUCAAUGAUUUAGCUGAAAUGGUUCUCUUCUGUAGAUUCUGAACUCGGUUUCGUGUUGUAUCCUCCAGUUGCUUGUUCAUGUCUUCUGCGUUGAUUCUUUCAGGACUUGUGUCCCAAAUCCCAACCCUUUUUCUGAAAUGUCAUCGCGAUGUCUCUGCAUAUUUGUGUUUCUACG